AUGAAACCUAGCCUUGGGUCCCGCUACAAAUACCCAUCACGUCUGCCCUAUGACUACCAGAAGGGCACUUACCUCGAUUCCAAUCAGGUCGUGGACCAACUUCGUCAAAUGAUGGGAGUAAUGCAACAUCACGACGCUAUCACCGGCACUGAGAAACAACAUGUUUCCAAUGACUACCGUCAGCGCCUCACCGACGCCAUGCGUGGCUGUCAACAACUUGUCUCGUCUGUUGCCGACAGUCUGUUGGAGCGCCGAUCGCAUAGUGGCGGCAACGGGUUUAAGGUCUGCGAAUAUCUUAACGUCUCCGUCUGCCUUCCUCUGACUCGCAAAAAUGGUCUACCGGACGCCCUGGUAGCUGUUUACAACCCUCAUGGAUGGGACGAUCUUCAGCCGUGGUUGCGUCUUCCGUUGCAUCCGACCAAGGGGGAGGCUGACGAACUUUACGCCUACACAUUGACCGAGUACUUUACCGGUGAAACUGUGCCUUUUCAAGUGGUCGACUUGCCAACAGCUGUGUUGCAACUACCAGAGAGGCGAAUGCUCAGCAACAGAGGACAUUCAGAGCUGGUCUUCAAGCCAAGCGUUGGACUCACCCGGGCAGGCUUCACGUGGUUCGCGUUAAAGGGUGAAGAGAGUCAUGGGUAUGGGUAUGGCUACCAGCGCCAGCGAAGGCAACAACGGAUUUCAUUAAAGAUUGGCCAAGACAACCUCCCGGUGUUCCAAACUCAAGAGGGCCAAACUGUGACGAUGCGUCUGAUGAAGUACGAUGCGAGCACCUACUAUAAACCGACCUCAGGGGCCUAUGUUUUCCGACCUCUUAAAGGGGCUGUUCCUAUCGGAAAUGCCACAUCAGAAAUAAUUGAUGGUGAACUUGUGACUGAAGUGCGUACGACAUUUACCUCCUGGGCCUCCUUGACGACCCGCCUCUACGCUGAUGACCGAAUGGAGGUUGAGUGGGUCGUGGGACCCCUUCCAAACAUCGGCAGGCGUGUCACAGAGGUCAUCCUACGCUAUCGAGUCAGCGGCGAUGGGGUUCGUCCCGCCACCGAAGGUGAAUUCUACACCGAUUCUAUGGGAAAUGAUCUUAUCAAACGGGAACGUAGACGUCCUGCAGAAGGUAAAGUGGACAGCUUUGAGCCCCCAGACGGUAACGGGUAUGGCUUGCGGUACUGGUGGAUCCGGGAGAGUCGCGAUCCCCUGCAGGCGCACCUAAUAGAGGGAAGCUACUAUCCCGUGGUCAACCGCAUCCUCCUGAAGGGCACGGAUUACGCCUUUGGCGUCUAUACGGACCGGGCGGAGGGCGGCUCCAGUUUGGCCGAGGGCGAAGUUGAGCUCAUGCUACAUCGCGCCACCAUUGUCGACGACGGCCUCGGGGUCGGCGAGCCUCUCACUGAACGCGCCUUUGGUGAAGGCAUCGUUGUGAGGGGCGUGCAUCGGCUCCUACUUGACACAGUGGCAAGGGUUGAGAAGAUGGAUCCACGGUUAGCGCAGGAAGUCUCCCGACCACCAAUUCUAUUCUUCCGAGACCGAGGCAACGACAGUCUCCAAUCUACUCCCACAGCCACGCCGUCAUUACUGACUCGGAGUCUGCCGGAGGGCCUUCAUCUGUUGACAGCUCAGCAGUGGCCUGUAGAAGGUGAGCCUUCACCCAACCAACUCCUCGUACGCCUUCACCAUAUUGGCCUUCCUGGUACCGGACCAAUCACCAUGGAGUUGAGUGAAGCCUUCACGGUGGGUAGGGUUGUCAAAGCGACAGAGAUGUCACUGACAGCCAAUCAGUUAGCGGACGUAGCUAGAAGGAACAGUUUAAAGUGGCCAUCGGAGUACGAACGGCGUAGCGGUGGGGACUAUUCCGGUGCGGGUAACGCAACUCGUGUUGUGAUCCAAUCGGAGGAGGUCAAGACGUUUAUACUGUAUAUGGUGUGA
Echinococcus granulosus is the source of this 1926-nucleotide messenger RNA. RefSeq names its product Lysosomal alpha-mannosidase. Gene Ontology annotation, molecular function: alpha-mannosidase activity; carbohydrate binding. The record is from RefSeq and is a predicted model, not a curated record. The coding region runs from base 1 to 1926 and encodes 641 amino acids. The transcript is spliced from 5 exons. Gene Ontology annotation, biological process: mannose metabolic process. NCBI's taxonomy places the organism in Eukaryota, Metazoa, Platyhelminthes, Cestoda, Cyclophyllidea, Taeniidae. Gene Ontology annotation, cellular component: lysosome.